Penicillium soppii is the source of this 705-nucleotide messenger RNA. RefSeq lists its product as uncharacterized. The record is from RefSeq and is a predicted model, not a curated record. Bases 1 to 705 code for a protein of 234 amino acids. The transcript is spliced from 4 exons. Gene Ontology annotation, molecular function: protein binding. Lineage: Eukaryota; Fungi; Ascomycota; Eurotiomycetes; Eurotiales; Aspergillaceae.
AUGCACCAGGAAGAAUUGACCUUCUGCCAGCAUUGCUUGAACAUGGCACUGAUCCCCUUAAAUUGGAAAGGGGCCAUUCGCUUCUGUGGAGUGCUAUUUGGAGGAAUAAUCCGAAUGGCUACGGCAAAGACUUCGAUGGAACGAAACCCCUCUGUCGUGGUGAGCACUGAUUGCCAUUCGCAAAGGCCUUCAGACACCGCUGUUACCGGACUACGGAGCUUCUGCUUGACUACGGUGCGGAUCCUCAUCCCUCGUGUAGUAAAAACAGAACAUGCCCAGGUGGCGACCAUAUCUAAGCGCUGCUCUCUCGUUAAAAAGAUGCUUGAGAGGGGCGUUGAUGUUAAUGAACCUUUCAACAAUGAGACACCUUUACAUAUUGCUAUUUGGAAUGAGCAAACUGAAAUGGUGGAAUGUCUGCUUCGUUGGGGAGCGAAUGCGAAUAUCACAGUUGGAGGAAGCUCCAUUGCGUCAGCCAACUCGAUCCUUACAUGGGCUUUCCGGGGAUAUGCACCGAAAGCGGAUGAUCCUCUUGACACGAGUUAUGCAGAUAGUGCGGCCAAGUUACUUGUCGCCUAUGGAGCCCCGCAUACUGUGGCGAGGGAUCUUGCCGUCGAACAGGAACGGAGGGUGAAAUAUUGGCAAGAAAAGGCUGAGAGCGACGCGAUCAGGGAUAUGCACAAGACGGAGGAGUGUUCGACUACUUAA